Messenger RNA from Calliphora vicina (urban bluebottle blowfly), 2687 nucleotides. RefSeq lists its product as uncharacterized. The record is from RefSeq and is a predicted model, not a curated record. Gene Ontology annotation, biological process: intracellular signal transduction. The coding region runs from base 478 to 2673 and encodes 731 amino acids. The transcript has 7 exons. NCBI's taxonomy places the organism in Eukaryota, Metazoa, Arthropoda, Insecta, Diptera, Calliphoridae. Gene Ontology annotation, molecular function: protein binding.
UGAUCUGGAGGAAUGCGUGAGAAAUUGACAAGAAACAAACAAGAACAAUUUUGUUGUUGCUAUUGAAAGUGCGUAUUGAUUUUUUAGUUGUAAAAACUAAAAUUCGUGAAAGAAAACAAAAUAAACGGAAAACAUUAGAAAGAACUCAAAAGAAAAUAGUGCAAAAACAGCUUAAACAUGUUUAUAAAAACAAUUAUUACAGAAUUUCCAUGAAAAUUCCAAACAAAAGUAAUAAAAUAGUUUAUUACGUUUUCAAUUUUAAUUACAAGUGAAUGAAAAAAAUAAAGCAGUUUUUUUCCACCCAAAAACUAGAAUGUUGAUCAAUGACCCACAUAAUUUAAGGAAAAUUAUUUGUUGGACUUGACCUAAUUUAUGGGAAAUAAAAUUAUUAUCUUAAUUAAAAGAAAUCAAGAUAUUGUAAAAACUGCAUUAAAUCCUAGUUAGUCAAGCCAAUAAAGAAUAUUACAUCCAGUUGCAAUGGGAGGUUCUGUUAGCCAAAUAUUUCGUUCGGGCUCUGCCUUGUUAUCACAUCGUGAUGGCCACAAGGUUUCAAAGGCGACCGAAGAAAAAAUUAAGACUUUAUUUGAAAUUCUGCGAGCUAAUCCCAAAAUCUCCAUACAACCAUUAGAAAGUUUAUUAUUGGAAAUUCCAAAGAAUGAAAAUAUUUUGGUCAUACACGAUGAUUGUGGCUUUAAUAUUCUGCAACGCAGUGUGGGUCUUAAUCACAUCGAAUUAACAAAAUGGCUAUUGCAACGUCAUCGUCCUGACCUGAAUCGUAGUCCAUGUUCGCUGCCCUUGCAUAUCGCCUGCCUUAAGGGCCACGAGUCAUGUGUUGAAUUGUUGCUCAAAUAUGGUGCUCGCAUAGAGUGUGAUGCUCGCAUGUGCUUCCCCGGUUGCCAUAGUCCCAAUUGUGAACUUUUUCAAUACAAUACCAGCCAUUAUGAAGAUGUCGAAUAUCGCGACCGUUUCGAUAAUUCCAAACUACAAAAUGCCAUUUGUUAUGCCAUCGAUGGUGACCAGAUAAAUGUACUUAAUAUAUUGGUUCAGAAAUUGGAUGAUCCGUGGAUACCCUUUAGAUCAAAAAAGCCUGUAUUUCAUUUAUUGCAUAUGGCUUGUGAGCGUGGUGCCUGGAAUUGUGUGCAACAAUUGGUGGUAACUCGAUCUGACGAAAUAAAUCUCAUUAAAGAUGAAUACUAUCCUAUACAUCACGCCAUUUUACAUGAACUACGUUUCUUAGAGCUGCUGAUACACCAUGGAGCUGUAACUACUGUGCGAACAUGUACACAACAAUUUACUCUAUUGCACAUGGUCAUAUUUAUUGCCCGAAAGUCUGCUGAAGAUACUCUUAGUAUUCUAAGACUUUUAUUGGAACGUGGCUGCAAAGCGCUUAUAAAUGAACCCGAUGUUUUGGGAAACACUCCGCUACAUUCUCUAAUAGUACGUUAUGCCUUAGAGGAGGCCAGAUAUGGUUAUGAUAAAUGGAGUAAAUGGGAUGUUUUACAUUUGGUACGUUUUCUUUUGCAACAUGGUGCUAAAAAUUCCAUUAAUCAGGCAGGCAAUAGCGCUCUAGCUUGUGUUUUUCGUCACAUCCGCGAUAUGGAAGUUUGUUUUGAACUUUUAAGUAUGUUAAUUAAGGAAGAUGGUGAUCCAAACAUUGUGGGUCGUGACGGUUCAGUACCUAUUAUGGUUUUAUUGAUACCGUUAAUUAAUACAGAUACUUUACAGCAUUAUACUCAUUCAAUGAAGGUUUGUUUCGUUAAUUGCAUUCGCAUCUUAUUACAACACGGUGCCAAUCCAAAUUGUUCAUAUCAUCACAAUUUGACACCAUUGCAAGUUUUAGUAUUUACUGUUAGUGAAAAUUUUACCUUGAGCUGUGACACCUUAAGACGCACAAAUUUCGAUUUUAUUAAAAAUAUUUUACUCCUGCUACUGCAACAUGGUCUGGACUGCAAUCAAACAUAUCAAAACAUUCUUCAGGCUGUCAUGGACAUGGUACGCAAUGUACGAGAUUGCAAUGAUAUGCUGCGCAUACACGAACUCACUCUAACGCUCAUACAAUACGGCGCAGAUCCGAAUAUAGUAUUAAGUAGUAAGACCACUGGCGGUGCCAUAUAUUCUAAUGAAAUUGCCCGAUUUGGUGAUGCGUUGGGCUUGACGGGGUCUUCGGGCGACACUGCAAAUGGUGGUGGCAGCGGGUCCGUUGGUGUAGGAGGUGUCGGCGGAGUAGGGGGAGGAGGAGGGGUUGGUGUCGUAGAAUCGGUUGGAGUCACACGUCAAUCUUUGAGUGAUACAACAUUUCGCAAUUCAUUUCGUACAAAUUCUCGCUAUUUAUUAUUUUACUACAUUGUGUUGAUCACAAAAAAAGAAUUUAUACUCAAUGAUCCCGAUUUGAAUUUCACUCGUAUUAUACAUUUAUUUUAUGCCACCAUGCAACACGACGCACUUUACAAUUGCCUCAAAUCGUUGCACAAUUUCUAUGUGGCCCAAGUGCCCAGCAAAAAGACCGAACAAUUAAUAGCUGUCAUUUCAUCAUUGUAUCGUAAACCUCGCAGUCUAAAACAAUUAUCCCGUCUUGCCAUCUAUGAAUCUUUAAAUAGGAAAUUAGCACAAAAUAUAAAUAAACUCAAAUUACCCGGUCUACUGAAAGACUAUGUGUUGAAUUUUGAAAAGUAACUUUGUGAGUAGUA